This is a messenger RNA of Trametes versicolor FP-101664 SS1, 894 nucleotides long. RefSeq lists its product as uncharacterized. The record is from RefSeq and is a predicted model, not a curated record. Bases 1 to 894 code for a protein of 297 amino acids. Lineage: Eukaryota; Fungi; Basidiomycota; Agaricomycetes; Polyporales; Polyporaceae. The transcript has 5 exons.
AUGUUCAAGAAAGCCGUGGUCUUCGCCCUUGCAAGUGUGUCUACAAUCCUUGCAGCACCUACUCCUGCGGUGCCCAGCAACACGGACGUCCUCAACUUCGCGUUGACCCUCGAGCACCUCGAGAACACGUUCUACGCGCAAGCGCUCGCGAAGUACACCGCGCAGGACUUCGAGAACGACGGCCUCCCCGCCUGGGUCCGCGGCCGCUUCGAGCAGAUCCUCACGCACGAGGCGACGCACGUUCAGUUCCUCACCGCCGCGCUCGGAGACAAGGCCGUCAAGCCGUGCGAAUACACCUUCCCGUACGACAGCCCGAAGGCGUUCGCGGCAAUGUCGAUGGUGUUCGAGAACGUCGGCGCGUCCGCCUACCUCGGCAGCGCGAAGUUCCUCGCGAACAACGCGGACUACUUGACCGCCGCGGGGUCUAUUUUGGCAACAGAGGCGCGCCAGGCGUCUUGGGUGACGGCGGCCGUCAUGAAGCUUCAGCCAUGGAACGGGCCGUUCGAGGUCCCUCUCACCCCCAGCGGAGCAUUUUCGUUGGCAGCGCCCUUCAUCAAGAGCUGUCCCUCGACCAACGCGCCGCUCCCAGUCAAAACAUUCCCGGCGCUCACCCUUUCGUCCGCGUCUCCUGCCCGCGGCGGCAAAAUUACUGCCACGUUCUCGCAGCCCCAGGGUGCGGCCAACGGAGGCGCGUUCGUGGCGUGGCUGGACGGCCGCCAGGUCCUCUACACGGUGCUCGACAAAAACGGCGCUACCCAGGUCCCAGCGACGCUGAUGGGCACGGUGUAUGCUGCGGUCGUAAAGAGCAAGGAGACGCCAAACGAUGACAAUAUGCUCAGCGGAUUUACGAUCGCCCAGUUCCCCUUCGAUUCUACGGCUAGGACGAAUGUGUAG